GCAGGCUUUCUGAUAAGAAAAAAUCAAAUCAAAUAGCAUACGACCAAACAAACGAGCCCAUGGCACUUGCUGCUGUAGCAACUAAGUUUUGAUAGGAGGUGUAUACCGUAUGCGGUUCGAAUUUUCUUUAUCUCAGACUGCGACCAGGCAUCCCAUCCAUCAAACUUCUUCAACAAAUCUAGAGAUAACCGGUAUGUUUGUUCCAUAUGUUCCACAGAAACAGACAGCUACCUACGACGAAUGAAGAAGAGCAGCAAAAACUUGGCUCCAUCCAUUGUUAGCGAUUACGAAAUUCGUCCAAUUCGGUUUGAAAUUUUCCGUUAGGGCAAAGAGGAAGAGCAAAAUACGCGAAAAGUGCAGCAACCAUCAGAAAAGUGCUCGCGGGUCGUCCAUAAUCAGCAAGCCAGCCAGCAGUCUGAUCAGAAGCGAGAACCUCGAGACACGAAACGGACGGGACGGAACGACACGAACUGUGAAAACGGAAAAUAAUACGGGAACAUGUACGGAUUUGUGUUGUAGUACUUAGCAAUUUUAGUGAAUCUGCCUAGUUUAUAUUUAAAGAAAUCUGAGCAGGGAAAGUAUGCCGCAAGGGACUAGUAAAAAAGUGGAAAAAGUGCUGGAUUGUGGGCUAAAAUUGAAUCUACGACGGAAGUCACCCUGGUGGCCAGUCGAAACGGCAGUGGUACUCUAUGUGGUGGUUCUAGGUCUGGUGCAAUCGUCCCAGGGAGCCAUCGUUGCAUCAGGUCUGCAGGAGGCAGUCAUUAAUAGCAAAGGUGACGGACCCUUGUUUGUGGUUCCCUAUAGAAUCGAUGAUCAACAGAAGCAUCAGCUCAUCAUCGGGAAAGGAAAAGUGAAAAAUCCCCCAUCACUGCUACAGCACGACCACCAAGACAAUGUUCUUAAUUACCAUUCAAAUGAAAACGACGUCAGAGACGAUAACCUGCAUAAACAUUCGCUUUUGCUGACCGUUCGCGAUGGCGAUUUCGUCGAUGGCACCGCCACAAGAAUCGCUGCUGGAUUCCGGGGGUCUCUAUUGGUGCGGCUGGUGGAGAAAUCGAUGAAUGGCGGGGGAUGUCCGGGGGGAUCAAUCGAGGCGGCCGAUAGUUAUUACUUCGAUGGCCGGGCCCGUAUCAUGAAUCGCAUCAAUGAUACGCACUUACGGCUGUCGGUCAGAUUGUUUUACAACGACCAAAAUCGAAUAUUAUUAUUGCUGAAGCAGCAGAACGGCCAGAAUGUUUCCUCCAUCGCUGAUGGUGUGUGUGCAUCGUUAAAUGGUAGUGAUUUGUUUUACUUACCGAUUGCCUCAGCCGAGGCGCCCAUCGUCACCCACUUAACCCGCGACCAGUCGCGGUCAGAAUCGCUAUCUUUCACGAUACCGCAACAACAAAAGCAAGCAAAACGGCGUAGUGAACGAAGUAUCAGCGCUGGCUCAGAAUCGCAGAAUACCGCAUCGAAUAGAGAUUCGGACGAUGAGCGUGAUGAGGCCAAGAGCAAGGCAGAGAAAGAAGCCGCGCGCAGUCUAGUGAUCAAUGGCAUUCGUGUGGAGCACGCCGAUAAGGAACCACUGGUAGACGAUGAUGGUGUUCCGACCGUCUUGAGCUAUUCAUCCGUGACGUUGCGUUUGUUUGGUCUGGGCCUAACCGAGGAUACGGUCGUAGUAUUCACGCAUGAAAGCAAUACCUUCGGAGGUUCGUGUCUGGUACCAGCCACCAACAAGUACCGCAUUGCUAAAGGAUCCAUCAGUUCAUACAGUGCUCUGGUGCACCUAGAGUUCCCAGCCACAAGUGCGGCAAAGUAUUUCUACAUUUGCGCCAAGUAUGAGUCGAACGACACCUUCGAACAGUCGGCACGUUUUGCGUCUCCCUUCAUCCACCAGGGUAUGGACUCCUGGAUGAGAAUAGCUAGCUACGAACCGGUGCUGCCCCUCUGGGUGUCCCUUAUCAUAAUUACGGUUUGUUUGAUGUUCUCGGCUCUGUUUUCCGGCCUCAACCUGGGACUCAUGUCUUUGGACCGUACGGAUUUGAAAAUUCUCUGCAACACAGGAACCGAAUCGGAAAAACUCUACGCACGAGCUAUCCAACCG
Molecule: messenger RNA, 2083 nt
Organism: Uranotaenia lowii
Lineage: Eukaryota; Metazoa; Arthropoda; Insecta; Diptera; Culicidae
Exons: 2
Biological process (GO): magnesium ion homeostasis; transport
Cellular component (GO): plasma membrane
Molecular function (GO): transmembrane transporter activity
Source: RefSeq, a predicted model, not a curated record